AUUGUACUAACUCACGAUAAAAGUCAUACCCAAAUAACUCCAAAUCAACUCUUUAUACGUGAUUCUACAACCUUCCUCUUACCAACCUACUUUUCCAUGCUCUUUCUCCAUUUCUUUAUCUUAUCUCAUUUAUUUCCAAGAUUUCAUUUGACAAUUACACAGAUUCACAUACAUUAGGGUUGAUUCUCCGACACCCAAACAAAACAAUUUUCUAGCCGUUUCUAAAAACCCCCAUCAAAAACCCACAAAAUCAUGCCAAAUUCUCCCCAAAAUGAUCAAACAAACACCCAUAAACGCCUAUGUGAUUUCUGUACAGAUUCAGUAGCGUUAAUCUACUGCAGAGCAGAUUCUGCAAAGCUGUGCUUGUCUUGUGACAGAGAAGUUCACUCAACAAACCAAUUAUUCACAAAACACACUCGAUUUCAGCUCUGUGAUGCAUGUGAUUCAUCCCCUGCAUCAAUCUUCUGCCACACAGAAAACUCUGUGUUGUGUCAGAACUGUGACUAUGAAUGCCAUAGCCGCCUUUCUGGAAGUUCUUUAAACCAUGACAGGAGGCCUCUGGAAGGGUUUACUGGGUGCCCUUCUGUUGCUGAUCUCUCUGUUUCAAUUGGGUUUGAAGGGUUUGAUUCUAAGUGUUUGAGUAUCGGUGGUGAGAGUGAUGCUGUUAGUAAUAAGGGUUUGUUUUCUGGGUUAGAUGAGGAGGGAAAUGAUGAUGGGUUUUCUGAUUUGUUUGUUUGGGAUGUUCCUACUAUGGUUAGUCUUGAUGAUUUGAUUGUUUCUACUGAUAGGCUUGAUCAUGGUUUUCAAGCUAUGGUGGUGCCUCCUUUGCCUAAGGACAGGAACCUAUCUUGUGGGCAGCGCAAGCAUGAGAUACUUUAUCAGCUUCGCGAACUAGCAAAGUCGGAGCCUGGUAUACAACAAGAUGUGAAACCCCGUGUUAACCACCACACUGUGGCUGAUGAAGAUGAAAAAGACUCCAGUAUACAGCAUAAAUUUCAAACUUACCAACAUGAUGAGGAGCACCCCACUUUUAAUGGGAAUGAGGAAAGCCCCUAUACUUGGUACAAUGGCACCGGUGAGGAUGUAAAUGACAUAUGCCUUUCCUCUGCCUUGUCGGGAAGCCAUAUUGAAGAUAGUGCUUUAAAUUCCAAUACACCUUCAGAUAUGUGUAACAGUACAAAUCUUACCACAAAUGGAUGGAAUUCACAGCACCCCAACGGAAAUGAAUCAACGGGUUUCACUCAGAAUGUUGCCACACGUGAACUUACUAGUGCAGAACGGGAUUCAGCACUGUCGCGAUACAAAGAAAAGAAGAGGACUCGGAGGUUUGAAAAGCAUAUCAGAUAUGAGUCGAGGAAGCUUCAAGCAGACAACAGAAUAAGAAUCAAAGGUCGCUUUGCUAAGGUAGUUAACCGUAAGAAUCAGGCAUGAGAACUGCAUUGUGCAAGAGUCAAAAGAAAGCUCCAACUCAAUGCUCAAAGCACAAAGGAUCUCAGGUAUUGUUGUUUGCUGCUGAGAUCCGUCAUUCUUUCACCUGAGCUGCGCUACAGUCUGUCAAUGUUGAUGUGUACGUAUAUGCUUCUGUUAAUUACUGUAAAAGGUGCAUAAUCCUGUAAAUUAUUUGUAACCUACUAUAAAUGGUGGUGUGUAGUAAACAUGUCAUUUCAGCUGUUCCUGUAUUGAACUGGUAGGGAGAAAAAAGAAGAAAAAAAAGAGAAAAAAUACUUUGUAUGAAAUUUGGAACGCUUUCUCUCUUCA
This is a messenger RNA of Spinacia oleracea (spinach), 1758 nucleotides long. Its product is annotated as zinc finger protein CONSTANS-LIKE 13. The record is from RefSeq and is a predicted model, not a curated record. Bases 253 to 1431 code for a protein of 392 amino acids. The transcript has 4 exons. NCBI's taxonomy places the organism in Eukaryota, Viridiplantae, Streptophyta, Magnoliopsida, Caryophyllales, Amaranthaceae. Gene Ontology annotation, molecular function: zinc ion binding; protein binding.